Messenger RNA from Menidia menidia (Atlantic silverside), 2295 nucleotides. The record is from the annotation of a GenBank genome assembly. NCBI's taxonomy places the organism in Eukaryota, Metazoa, Chordata, Actinopteri, Atheriniformes, Atherinopsidae.
AUGCCACCCAAACCACCAGCCGCUCGCCCCCACCCCUCCAUCAUCAGUCCAACAGUCCGCUCCUUACGCUCCUUGCUCUCCUAUUCCCGGGCCCCAGAAUCUGGGCCGUGGCCUGUGGAUGAGUGCUACAUCCUGGCUGUCAGCACAGGGGUUAGCUGGGGAUUGGCCUGUGGUGGAAGUGAAGUAUCACGCCCCGUCUGUCAGCUCCUCGUUCCACUUCCUCCCACCCUUCAGUGCGAGCUGCAGCCAAUUAAGGGCGGGAUAAAUAAACCAGAACCAAAGGGAACAUUUGUCUUGAGUAAGGACUGGUUCCCCACGUUCUACUACCCCAGAGCGAGGAUGUUUGUAGUCUCCUGUAGAGUGUCCCUGAUGGGUUUGAUGCUAGGACGUGGCCUGACAAGACACUACAGAUCAGGAGGGGGAGGAGGAGAGAGACAGGGGAGGUCAUGCCGUGGCACAUAUACGUCUCAGUGUGGGAUGAAGAAACAUCUCAACCUCGCGCAGAUGCCUGGCAUCGAGCCGCGGGGCGAUAAAAACGUCUUCAGGAGGAACGUGUUUAUGGUGAGGAUCCAUAAGUGUAAAAAUGGCCCCACGUCCAAAAAACCCAGAGGCAGGAAUGAGAAUGGCGUACCACACCAGCUUGCAGUUCCCACCCUGCCCAGUCAUUUGCUUGCGGCUAAAACUUUAAGUGGGAAUUAUUGCUGCAGAGAUAAGUAUGGAGAUAAGCCGGUCUUUGCCAGCAAGAUGUAUGAGGUGUCUGGACAUGGCGAGAGCUCUGCGCUGAAAAUCGACUUCAGCAGCCCGCUGGAGUCCAAAAAGUCUGUGGCUCUGGACCCCGGGGCUCGUCUAAGCCCUGCCUGUAUCCGGGCUGCCAUUAUUAGCUCUGCUCUCCAGAGCACGCCGCUCAUCUCUCUCCAGAGAGGGCCGCUGAGAAAUGAAGCUCGCUGGCUGGGCACGGCAGCAGAGGGGCCAAUAGCCCGACGUGGAACAGAUCCAGAUGUCAAAGUCUGUGCCGCCAUGGACUGCAGCUGCUCCUGCCACAGCCGCACAACAGCCUCUUUCUGCCAGCGAGCCAGGCGGCAGCCCUCCAACCUACCUCUCAGCCUCGUGCGAGCGAGACAGGAGCCUCUCCUGGCUCAGCACUGGUCUUCUCAUUACACGAGUGCCAGCACGGAGAACAAAACAAAGCGGCUGUACGGGAAGGAUCAAGGGCGAGUCUGUCCACAAACUGCACAUGCAGUGCGGACGGCCAAACAAUGGAGCAAGCUGCAGUCUGAGGGCCAGGGCUGGUGCAGAGCUGGCCCGCGCCACUUCAAAAUGAAAGGCCGAGCCCGGGGCCAUGUGGAGGAGGCACGGCGGGGGGUGGGGGGUGGUGUCCUUUAUGCGGACGGCUACACCAGUCGCGGAGCAGACACCCCUCUGACAGGCACCUGUGCGGGACAACGGGGAGAGAGAGGAGCGUGGAGCGUGGAGGGGAGGAGUGGAGUGAUGAGGCCUCGGGGUUCUGUCAUUAGGUUGAUGGUGGAAAGGAAGAUGACUGCCCCGGGGACAGAGAUACGACAGGUCUCGAUGGGACAGCGGCCGCGACCUCUCGCUCCCCUGGGUGUUCACGUGGACUGGUGGGACGUCUGGAGAGAUGAGAUUUUACACUCCAGCAACCAGAUGACAUCGAGAAAUGCCGAGUGUGUCUGGUCGCUCAAAAGCAAUUUCCACACACCGAGGAGUGUCACGGGAGGAGCUAAGAACUGGCUGAGCAACAGGUCAGAGAUCCCUGCUGUGACAGAGCUGUUUGUUGUCUUUCCAGACAACAAGCAGAGCAAGAAUCCAACUGAAAAUCUGGAUUACAAAAGUGUGGGAGGAGAGGGAGCCGGGAUGUGGGUCGACAUGCUGGUGGUCCCCUUUGUGGCGUCUUGUCAAUACAGACCAGCUCACCUCCGCAACACUGAGCGUCAGAAGGAUUUACUUCUGCUGCCAGCUUCUCAAAGGCCUUCUCUGCCCAUCCGAAAAGUCGGCGUUGCCUUCCUGUGGAGGCUGUUUGCCACCAAGUGCAGCGGCUGCAUGGAGAAGAUCGCCCCCACGGAGUUCGUGAUGCGGGCCCUGGAGUGCGUCUACCACCUGAACUGCUUCUGCUGCUGCGUGUGCGACCGGCAGCUGAGGAAGGGCGACGAGUUUGUCCUGAAGGAGGGUCAGCUGCUCUGCAAGGUGGACUACGAGCGGGAGAAGGACUUGCUGGGCUCGGUCAGCCCCGAUGACUCAGACUCAGCAUUCAUUCUGGCGAGGAGCGUGGGCUUAUAA